UGUAUGCAUAUGUAUAUCGAUGUGCCCGAUCGCUUUAUGACAUGUGUAAGGGAAAAUUGGUAAAAAUUAUCAGCUGGUCUACCAAUGUAAACUCAUGUUUAAUGAUUUGUAAAUAAAUAAAUAAGUAUCUACGUGAAAUACAUCCUAGUUUUGUUUGAAGUUUGAAGUUUGAAUACUGUAUAGAUACAGCAUUAAAAUGUUGCGAAAUCUUCGCAGUUUGGUACAAUUAAACAAUUCAAUUAAAAAGGUAAGCUGUCGGAGUCUUAAUUUAGUCCCAAUAGUUGUUGAACAAACUGGAAGAGGUGAACGAGCAUAUGAUAUUUAUUCUAGAUUGCUGAAAGAAAGAAUAAUAUGUUUAAUGGGUCCAAUAACAGAUGAAAUAUCGUCACUAGUUAUUGCUCAACUACUCUUUCUCCAGUCAGAAAGUAGUAAAAAGCCAAUCCAUCUGUAUAUUAAUUCACCUGGAGGAGUUGUCACAGCAGGUCUUGGAAUCUAUGACACAAUGCAAUACGUUCUACCACCAGUAGCUACUUGGUGUGUUGGACAAGCUUGCUCCAUGGCAAGUUUACUGUUGGCAGCUGGAGAACCAGGAAUGCGUCAUGCACUACCUAAUGCUAGGAUAAUGAUUCACCAACCAUCUGGAGGAGUUCAGGGUCAGGCAACUGAUAUUAGAAUACAGGCUGAAGAAAUUCUCAAAAUAAAGAGUCAAAUUAAUACUUUAUAUGCUAAACAUACAGGCAUGGAGAUUCAAAAAAUAGAAAAUAGUAUGGAAAGAGAUAAGUUUAUGAAUCCAUUGGAAGCUAAAGAGUUUGGUAUCAUAGAUAAAGUUUUGGAACAUCCUUUACAGGAGAGAGAAGAAUCAAAUGCAAACACAGACAAACCUACAAGUACUGGUAUCUAAAUAUGAGGACAUGACUGAUGUUUUAAAUGGAUCAGAUCUGCGGG
Phymastichus coffea is the source of this 945-nucleotide messenger RNA. RefSeq names its product ATP-dependent Clp protease proteolytic subunit (gene ClpP). The coding region runs from base 197 to 901 and encodes 234 amino acids. The transcript is spliced from 5 exons. Lineage: Eukaryota; Metazoa; Arthropoda; Insecta; Hymenoptera; Eulophidae. Gene Ontology annotation, cellular component: endopeptidase Clp complex. Gene Ontology annotation, biological process: protein quality control for misfolded or incompletely synthesized proteins. Gene Ontology annotation, molecular function: serine-type endopeptidase activity; ATPase binding; ATP-dependent peptidase activity. The record is from RefSeq and is a predicted model, not a curated record.